Cavia porcellus (domestic guinea pig) is the source of this 3736-nucleotide messenger RNA. RefSeq names its product 3-hydroxyacyl-CoA dehydratase 2 (gene Hacd2). Gene Ontology annotation, biological process: sphingolipid biosynthetic process; very long-chain fatty acid biosynthetic process; fatty acid elongation. The transcript has 7 exons. Gene Ontology annotation, molecular function: 3-hydroxyacyl-CoA dehydratase activity. Lineage: Eukaryota; Metazoa; Chordata; Mammalia; Rodentia; Caviidae. Gene Ontology annotation, cellular component: endoplasmic reticulum membrane. The record is from RefSeq and is a predicted model, not a curated record. Bases 58 to 822 code for a protein of 254 amino acids.
CCGGCCAAGUCCAGCCGGUGGUGCUCGCGCAGUGAGAGCGGGCUGCGGGCAAGAGACAUGGCGGCAGCGGCAGCGACUGCGGCGACCAAGGGAAAUGGGGGUGGCGGUGGCCGGGCCGGGUUCAGCGAAGGCGGUGGCGCGCGGAGGAAGAAGGGUCCGGGGCCUCUAGCCACGGCGUACCUGGUCAUCUACAAUGUGGUGAUGACGGCGGGGUGGCUGGUUAUAGCAGUUGGUUUGGUCAGAGCAUAUCUGGCUAAAGGGAGCUACCAUAGCCUUUAUUAUUCAAUAGAAAAGCCUUUGAAAUUCUUCCAGACUGGAGCCUUACUGGAGAUUUUACAUUGUGCUAUUGGAAUUGUCCCAUCUUCUGUUGUCCUGACUUCUUUCCAGGUGAUGUCAAGAGUUUUUCUAAUUUGGGCAGUAACACACAGUGUCAAAGAGGUACAAACUGAAGACAGCGUCCUCCUGUUCGUUACUGCCUGGACAAUCACAGAGAUUAUCCGUUACUCCUUUUAUACAUUCAGUCUCUUAAACCAUCUGCCUUACCUCAUCAAAUGGGCCAGGUACACACUUUUUAUCGUGCUAUAUCCAAUGGGCGUGUCCGGAGAACUGCUCACAAUAUAUGCAGCUCUGCCCUUUGUCAGACAGGCUGGCCUGUAUUCCAUCAGUUUACCGAACAAAUACAAUUUCUCCUUUGACUACUAUGCAUUCCUAAUUCUGAUAAUGAUCUCCUACAUUCCACUUUUCCCCCAGUUAUACUUCCACAUGAUUCACCAGAGAAGAAAGGUCCUUUCUCGUACUGAAGAACACAAGAAAUUUGAAUAGUUCCUGCUUCCUGCACCAUCCCCCAAACCAAACUUUUCAAUGAUCAAAAAAUGCUGCAGACUUUUUUGAGUUCCCACUACGUUUCAUAGAAAAGAAUUAACUAUUUUUAAAAUAUUAAAAACAAAAACCAAAAUCCAGUGUCACGUGGGCCUGGGAUUUUAUAGAAAAAAAAGUUUUUUUUAAACUGUUAACAUACAGUGUCCUGGCCGGUCCAUUUUAGCAUGCUCUUUUCAACCAGAAGUCCUCAAUAUUUAAAUGGCGCUAGAGAGGGAUUUGGCACCUAUCUCCUCGUGUGUCUUUCUCAUAUCCAAUAGAGAGAAACUUACCGCGCUGACUGCUCGUGAGUGACAGUCAGUCUGAGUAAGGAGGUUGUCCCAGUGUGUGCUCAGUUCAGUCUGCAGUGUGUUUGGCAUUCCCUUCUCACAGUGCUUGACUGCAUGCUGGAAUCUCUUCGUAUUUUUGAAGCGGCAAACUUUGUUCUCUAAUGCUCUGAAGUUAUGACUGGGAUCAAGCCCCUCAUAUCUAGUGAAUGAAUUAUAAAAUGUAUAUGCCUGUGAAGCUUUGGGGUAGUGCCUGUAAACAGAAAAAAACUAGAACCCUUUUGUUUCUUUCCAAUUGAGUCAUUAUUGCCUGCCACUGAGAAACAUGCUUGAAUUUAAUCAGUAUGUGCAUAGUGUAAAGAACCCACCUUACCUGGCACUUGGCUUCGAUUGUGUUUUAACAAGUGACAGUUCUCUGAGAGGUGAAGCUCAGUAGCUGGUAAGUGACAAGUACCUUUCACAGGACUGGUCUCAGAGCACCUCUGAGUAAUGUAUCUGCCAAUAGUUGUUUUCAUUUAUGGACUCCAAGCCCAUCUUGACACAGAGGAGCAAGGAAUCUGUUAUUUCAAGUUGAAGGAAGCUGUUGCUUUUAAAAUGUCUGGAAAAACAUAAAAGAGUGUCUUUAUACAUUUAUUUGUUUUGUUUUCCCGAGUUUAUUCACUCUUCUGUUCACUUCUCCUGAUGAUGGCCGCGUGUCCAUUCCCACCUAGCAUUAAGGGGCGGUGUGUGUUCCGGGGAGGCAGUGGAGUAAGGCAGUGGCAUCCUGGCAUGCGGGAGCAGCUGUGCUAUAAUUUGGUCCUGUGGACAUUGUCUGGUUAACAUCACUUCUGCAUACCAUUUAACUGCUCAUCUCAAGUGGGCAUGUAAACCCACUCAAGAAAGGGUGGGGGAGGGGCUGGGGAUUUAGCUCAGCGGCAUAAGCGCCUGCCUUGCAAGCAGGCAGUCGUGAGUUCGAUCCCUGGCACCGAUAAAAACGAAAAAGACAAAAAAAAAAAGAAAAGAAAGGGUGGGGGACAGUGUGAAGCCCGAGUUGAUGUGUGCACUCAGUUGCACAGCUAUACACAGUGUCUUCUUUGUGGAGCCUUUUUCCCCCCAACCCUUAAGACUUUAAAAGUCAGGCUUCAUGAGUAAUUUAAAAUAUAAUUGUCAGUAGCAGAAUGUCAGGAUGAAAACUAAACUUUAAAAUGCAUAUUUUCACAGAAACUUGAAAAUCUAAUCCAAGCAGCUAUAUAAUACUUAUGUUUUAACAACAUUAAAAUUCUGCUUCUUCAAGUCAGCACUGCGGAGUGCAUGGAGGUUAGAAUCUUUUUACAUUUGCUAGAGAGACUGGGAGUGAUGGUUAUUCAUCUUCUUAGCCCUUUGUGUUUUUCCAGAAUGUGUUUCUACUAUGAAACAGUUAUUUUCAGUUAUACUAGCCUUUAUUUAUUUGGUCAAGAUUUUUUUUCAGUUGUUUUUGGGACUGUAGAAAGUGGGAUGAAAAAUGCAGAUUUUCUUUGGGCUUCUUCCUUAUAAUUAAUUAUUACUUCUGAGAAAAUCAUCCUGUUGCAGAACAGCACACUGCAUCGAGUUGAACUUACACAGUAAGGAUGCAGGAGACAACUCCCUUUCUGCAAGGGCCUCCACCCCUGAGUAUGCUUUUUACAUCAACGUUUAAAAUAUAGCAGAUAAAUAAGGCAUGUCAUUGUGUCCUUCAGAAAACUUCUCAAUAACUUCUCAAUGGUUUUUUCAUUCGGUCCUAACAUGAAUUCAUUUCUCCUUUGAAGCAGUGGUCUUCUAUGAGCUGAGAAUGUCCAACCCCACUGCAAGUCACAUCUUACUGUAAGGUGUGAAGGAGGAAGUGGUAUUCAGUGAAGGUGUUGUCAGACUCAGUGGUGGCCUUGUGUGCCACAGAGACACCCGCUCCCAGCUCCCUCUCGGCAUGGUUCAGAUCCCGCCUCCCGGGGCCCCUGCCCCUGGAGACUUCUCUGAGGUACGCAGCAGCCUGUAGACCAAGCUGUGAAUCUGCGUCUUGCUGUGCCAUUGGCUGAGGUCGGGACUGCCCACCUCUCAUGUUCCCUCCCUGAUCAGAGGCCCCAGGGAGGUGCAGUUACGGAAUAAAGCACUUCCUUCCUAGAUAAGAGCCGUCCUUGGAAGCUGACUUCACUGAGGAAGGUAGCUGGAGAGGCAGAUCGUGCCCUCACUUCUCACUUCUUGUGUUGCUUAUUCAUGUCUAAUAAAAGGCUGGAAUUGAUGUGGGCCAACCUGUAAAUUAUUUUCAGUUCUGAGUUUCUAAUAAACCAUUAUAAAACAUUAAAUUCAUUGCACACUGCUCCUUUGAAAUUUGAGUAAAGAAAAAACCAUAUAGAGUCAUUUUUGUAUUUUUUCUAUGUUGUGAAAACCAAAAUUGUAAUUUUAUAAGUCUUUGAUUCACUAAAGUUAUAUAAUUUAAAUGUAUUUUUUGUAUAUUUAGAAAUAAUGGAGUUCAAAGACUACGCUUAACUUUCUAUGCAUGCACUUGGAAGCUGUUUCUACUUGAUAAUGUAGUCAUAAGUUAUAUUCAUAAACUACUGACCUGUGUUGCAUUUCAGAAUAAACUGGUGUGUGCUCUGCCUGGA